This is a messenger RNA of Portunus trituberculatus (swimming crab), 3222 nucleotides long. RefSeq names its product E3 ubiquitin-protein ligase Topors-like (gene Topors). Lineage: Eukaryota; Metazoa; Arthropoda; Malacostraca; Decapoda; Portunidae. The coding region runs from base 165 to 2612 and encodes 815 amino acids. The transcript is spliced from 2 exons. Gene Ontology annotation, biological process: protein polyubiquitination; protein monoubiquitination. Gene Ontology annotation, molecular function: ubiquitin protein ligase activity. The record is from RefSeq and is a predicted model, not a curated record.
AACCGACGAUUGAGGGCGAGUCAUUUCGUAAACAAGGUGGAGAGGAGCCGAGACAACUACCAUCCAUCAGAACGAAAAUUGGUGUUGUCUUCAAAGUGAGACAUGUGGCAGAUUCGUUAACUUCCAAAAGGGCCAUUCGUCUACAAUAAGAGAGGUGUUCCAGGAUGCCGUCCCCAAGAGAGGAACAAGACCAUGGAGAUGACACUUCAUCAGGCAAAAGAUUGGAUUCAAGCAAGCCUGGAAGUGAGAACAAGAAUUCACAAGGAAGCCCACCUAGAAGCCCAGCUAGCACCACUUCUCUUAUUUCAGAUGACACAUGUCCCAUCUGUCUGGGCAACAUCACUGACAAGUGUAUGGCAAACUCUUGUCAGCACUGUUUUUGUUUGGUGUGCCUCAAGGAAUGGUCUAAGCAAAAAGCAGUGUGUCCAUUGUGUAAAGAACGCUUCACCAAGAUCAUCUAUGACAUCAAAUCUGAUAAAGAAUUCAAGGAAUGGAAAGUACCUCGGUCUGAGCCAUAUGUUCCCCUCACCAACAUUGAUUCAUUUCUUUUCCCUGACAGAAGAUUCUUUGGUUACAGAACAACAAAUUUUCCUGGAGCUGCUACUUUACGGCGUCAGCAUCCAGGAAGCACAGCACCCAUUGCUGAUGCUAUCCCUUCAGGUCCUCGAGAACGCAGCUCAGCUUCGUAUAAUAUGCGAGGCUCCUCUUUCUUUAGACUUAAUAUUUACCUUAACAAUGAAUGGGUGCAGCCCAUUGCAGAUAUAACUGGAAGAUAUAGACAGAGCUCACCACAGCUUUAUCGGGAGCAGCCUGCUCUUACCCAUCGUCUUGUACCAUGGGUUAAUAGAGAGCUGGCUGCACUUUUACAUUCUGCCAGAAUUGGGAUAGUAUUGACGGAGGUUAUGGAUCUCAUUGAGAGAUAUCCCAUUAAUUCUCGUGAGUUUCGACGGGCUGUACGACCACAUCUUGGAAGUCGAACUAGGCAUUUUGUCCAUGAAUUCUACAAUUUUGCUCGAUCUCCAUAUGACAUGGUAGGCCAUGAUAAUGCUGCUCAUUAUGUGACACGAUAUGGGUUUGAUGAUGAGAGCAGCAGUGAUAGUAGUAGCUCGGAAGACAGUGAUGCAGUAGUGGAAGUUGAUGUGCAAGGGAAUCCUGUUACUUCUACCACUAGUAGGGCACAACAAAGUUCUGCAGUUGCACCAGACACUGUUGAGAGGGAAGAAAUCCUCACUCAAGAAGGAUCUGUAUUGAUUAGCAGUGAUGAAAGUUCCUCAAAUGAAAUCCCACAGCAAUCAAAUUUGUUCAUGCAAUCACGCUUUAGUGAAAACCAUAACCCAGAGCCUCCUGUGUCGUCCUCCUACAUGAUGAAUCAGCUAGUAGGACGUGCUAGGAGUUUCCUUAACUCAAUCAAUGAAGGAGCUUCUACAUCAGUAGCUGAAGAUGCAACAAUCAGAAGUAAUGCAAGAAAGAAACUGAAGAGAGAAAUUCCAUCAGAUAGUGAUGAUUCAGAUGCUUGCAUGAUUGUUGAAGAAGUUAAUAAGAGACAGCGGACGCCAGAGAUCAUCACUUUGGACAGUGAAGAAGAAAAAUCUAUGCCAUCCUUACCUAUCCGUGGAAAGCAUUUUGAAGAUAAAUAUGGUCAUGACUCAAGAAAUGAUGAUAGGACUUCUCAACAAGAAAGGAAAGGUAAAAGAAAACCUAGUUUAAAUAGAACAAACUUUCCAAUUCCUCUCUCACAGUCAAAUGCUACUGCUUCUUCCAGGAUGUCAAAUAGAGAUCAUAGCUAUUGUAAUGUGCAAGAAGUUGCAGCAUUUACUUGUAGUGUCAGGCAAAGAAUUGAUCAGUCUUCCUCAUCAGAUGGUAACUACAACAUUAUAAAAACUGUACAAAAGGGCACACACAAACGGUUCAUCAUAUCUUCAGACAGUGAAAGCAGUGUUGAAAGGAAAAAAAAUAGGCAUAAAGAAAAGUCUAAAACUAGAAAGACUGUUGGUGCACACAAGAAUGAGGAAAUAAGCAGGGGAGAUGGUUGUGGCUCAAGUUCUUGGCAUGAUACAAAUUCACCUAUAAGAAAAAGAAGGAAAGACCACAAAUCCAAAGUCAAAAGCUCCUCACAGUCACACCUUUGGACAUCUCACAAGAAGCAUAGUUCUAACCACCUCUGUGUUUCUGAAAAUUCAAGUAACAGUUGGUGUAACUCAGAUAAUGUGUGGACACCUCCAUCUACUAGUACAACAGAGAGAAGUUCCUCCAGGGAUGAUCAUGAUGGGCAAGAUGGAUCCUCAAGUGAAUGCUCUUCAGUUGCAAAAAAAAUUCACUACAAGGGAAAAAAAGGUGAUCAUAGUAAUUCAAAAUCAAAAUAUUUCAGUAAGAAAGGUAAACAUAAGAAAAAGGAUAAACAUAAGGAAAAAAGUAAAAAAGUUAAAAAAGGAAAGCAUAAGAAAAAAUGCAAGUCAAAAAGGACUAACUGUAGCUCAAGCUCAGAUUCAGAUUCUGUGUCAGAUUCAUCAGAAGAGAGGAUUUGCAGGCAUAAAAAGAAAAGGAGGAGAAUCAAAGAGUCUAACUCAUGUAGGAGAGUCAAGUGCAAUGAGUAUUGUUCCUCUUCUGACUAAAGAAAACCUAUAAACAUUCCAUUUUGUCUUCUCAUUUGAUAACCAUCUGUUGAUGAGAAAGUGUAAGUCAACAUGAUCCGAGACAGUAAAUUUGUUUGGUAUCGAUUCAUCUUAUGUAUGCGGAGGUAUGACGUUCACAUUCACCAUGUGAUAUAAGUGAAGUCUUAGGUUUUAAGAUUACCUGAGCAAUUUGUAAAUACUAUGUAAAUUUAAGAGAUAAUUGUCAGGAGCAAUGUUGGAAAAAAAGUUGAAAAUGGCAAUACUUACAUUUGUUAUAGAAAUAUCAUGUUUUAAUGUAAUGAGAUAUACAAAUGCAUUUAUCCAUCUUUAAAUCAGAAAAACUACCAAGAUCUUAAUUUGUGCUGUUCUGUGUUGGUUUAUCACCAUUAAGUGUUUUUCCUAUACUAUUCAAACAACAUUUAGAGCUUUAUACCAAAAAAUGAAUAUAUUUUAUUCUUGGAUAUCUAAAUUAGAGUUAAAAAGUGUAGAUUGUGGGAGAAAAGUUAAAGGACUGCAACACAGAAACACAACUGUUACAAUGUAUAAACAAACAAAAAAAUAUGCUAAGCUUCAUUUGUUUAUCUUGCUAAUAAAUAUUUCACGGGUUGAA